This is a messenger RNA of Paramecium sonneborni, 2579 nucleotides long. NCBI's taxonomy places the organism in Eukaryota, Ciliophora, Oligohymenophorea, Peniculida, Parameciidae. The record is from the annotation of a GenBank genome assembly.
AUGUCAAAAAAUAAUACAAUCAUUAGCCUCUCAAUAAAUGAAUUAAAAGAUUAAUGGUAGAAGAACUGUAAGAAAGAUCUUAUUACUUAAAUUGUUCGUUAGCCAUCUUUAAAUUAAAUAAGAAUUUCUAAAAAUCAACGAUCUUCAAAUUAUUAAAAAUCUCCUAAUAAGUUAUUGAAUCAAUAAACUACCACCCCUUAAACAUUGUUGUUAGACAAUUUUUCACUAUAAUCAACAAUUUCAAUUAGCAGUUAAAUUUUUUAAACCGAUAAAUAUAUUGAAAACCAUUAGAUUUAACCAACACCUUUAUUGAAGUUCUUUAUAAACUAAGAACAAGCUCAUUAAGAUAAAACAAAUAUAUCUGAGAUAUAAACUUAAUCAAAUUCUAAUGAAUCAAAUGCUUACAUACAGACAGAAAUUGCUAAAUUCCGUUUUAUGACCCUCUCUCAUGAUAGUGAUAACUCUAUUGACUGUCAAAUUAUUAAAUUUCAUCAUGUAGUUUUUCUAAAUUUAAUUGCAUAAAACUAAUUUUCGAAAAAAUCCGAAAGUAACAAAAUAAAUCAUAAGAUGUAUAUGAUGUAAAAAUUAAAUAAAUUCAAAAAGGAUGAAAUGAAUAAGAAAAUUAUUAAUCACUCUCUAAUGAAAGAGCCAAUCCCAUUAAAUUCAGAAUUUUUUACUAAAUUAGAGAUAUCUUAACCAGUUCUUUUGAUAAAAAACACUCCUAUUUAACCAGAGAAUAUAAAGGAUUAAUAAUAAAAUAUCCUUGAUUAUAGUAUUGAAAAAUCUAUGAUCCUAAAUUUAAAUUUCAGUUUUGUCAAUAUUGAUGUUGAACCAAAAAUCUAGAAAUUUAGAUAGCCGUUAUAGUAAGAAUAAGAAAGUUAAAUUAAGCAAGAAUUAAAUUUUCAAAUAGAAACUAUAAGGGACAACUAAUAAUUUACAAUACCAAAUUUCCCGGCAAUUCCUUUAAGAUUCUAAAAAUUAAAAAUGGAACCUGUCGAUGACAAAUAAAAUUUCAUCUAUGAAAAUAAUAAAUUAAUAUUUGAUCAAACUACUAAUAUAAUCAACCAAAUAAAAUCAUAAUCUAUAGAUUUAUAAUUAAAUUUGCUAAAAAAAGAUUAAAUUCCACUAUUUUAAUUAUUCAUUCUUAUAGGACAAGAAUAAAUAAAUGAUAAAAAAGCAUUAUGGUAAGAUUAAAUAUUAAUAAAAAACAAUCCUAAUCCUAAUCCAAAUUAUAAAUAAAAUAAUAUGGAAUCAGAUUAAAUUGGUAUUAAUAAUAUUAAAGUUGAAUUAUCUCAAAAUAUUAUAAAAGAAAGUAAAAUAAAUUUAUAAAGUAGAAGUAAAUAAACUAUUAAAACAAAUAAAUUUACUUUAGCUUGGUUAAUAAAAGAUAGAGAGGAUUAACCAAACUAAAAUGUUAAAAGUAUGAAUACUUUAUAAUUUAAUGAGAAUUUACUAAAAGUAAACUAUGAAAUAAUAUUACCUAAAGAAAAGCCUCAAUAUCCUUCCCUACUUUAAAUGAAUAGAAUGAAGAUAGAAAAAAUAAAAGAAUUAAUAACUGAAGGGAAAUCAGUUUAUAAAACUAAGUAAUAAGAAAAAUAAUAACCAUUCAGUUAAGGAAUUUAAGUUAGACAAUUUACAGAAACUAAUAACAGUUUCAAAAAAUUUAUAUUACAUGGAAGUUUAAUUUUGGAGGAAUCUAAAGAAGCCUAAGCUAACAAAAGAAGUUCAAGUAUUGAUAAAGACACGAAAAAUGUUUAAAUAUAAAGAAACUAAUUUUAAAUUCUUAAUAGAUUUCAGAAAAUAAAAUAUUUAGGUAGAGGUAAUGUUAGUGAUGCAUAUUCAGUAAUUGAUUAAUAAACUGGAAUGGCAUUAGCAUUAAAAACGAUUUAAAAGUCAUUAAUUUAAAGUAAAGGAAUAAAUAAUUUGAUAUCAAAUGAAAUUAAAACAUAAAUGUUAUUAAACCAUCCAAAUAUUUUGAAAUGCUAUGGGAUAAUUGAUGAUAAAAAAUAAGUAAACAAAAUUAAUAUAUUUAGAUUGCUUUAAUUUUAGAAUUAAGUGAUUAAACUUUAUAUAAUUGGAUUCGACAUAAAGUAAUUCAUAGAAAAGAAAUGGUUGAUAUUUUAUAUUAGGUAAUUAGUGCUGUUAAUUAUUUACAUAAUAAUGGUAUAAUUCAUAGAGAUAUCAAACCAGAAAAUAUCCUAAUUUCUUAGAAUGUAAUUAAAUUGGCUGAUUUGGGUAUUUCUAUAAGAGCUUAAACGUGUUCAUAAUAUUGUGGUACUUUAGGAUAUAUGGCUCCUGAGAUUAAAUUACAUGAAAAAUAUACUUCAAAAGUUGAUUGUUAUAGUAUUGGUGUUUUAAUUUAUGAAAUGCUUUAUAAGAAAUUGCCUUUGUAAAACUUAUAUCCAAUAAAAAAUGUGAAGGAUGAUUUAUUGAUUGAUUUAAUGAAUAAAUUAAUUGAACCAGAUUAGAAUUUCAGAUAUUCUUGUACUUAAGCUCUUAAUCAUGAAAUAUUUGACUAAUUUAUUUAUCCUUAAUUGAUUUAAACUUCAAUACAGAACAACCUUACGAAAUUACUGUGA